AUGUCUGGUCAUACCUGCUUGCUGGAAAGUACUGACAGUGGUACGACUCUAGGGAGAGACAACAGUGUAGUGAUGGGCUGUCAGCAGUCCACAAAUUCUUCAUAUGAAGUCCCUGCGGUGUCUCAGGAGUCAAGUAUUGUCAAAGUCAAUCUGCAUGGGAUCCUGGAGUGUCACCUAGUUAGAGACACCACCAGAUCUGUUGAGGAAAUUAUAAAAAAAUUGCUCAGCAUAUAUUAUCCUACAGUGGGACCAGCAGCCAUUCACCUGUUUGGACUAGCAUUGCUUGACACCAAAAAGAAUGACCGCUUUAUCUGGAAAAGUCCACGAUGUUUGGUAAAAGAACUGCAAGAACAGAUUAAAAAUGAUGCAAACUUGAAAUUAUUUGUUCGGAUAAGGUUUGUACCUGCUAGAGAUAGAUUGUUCAAAUUAAAAAUUUUUGGAAGUGAUGUGAUAAAAUAUUUGUACCAUCAGCUACGGGAGGACCUUCUCACUGAGCGACUGAGACACGUAUAUGGAUCACGGACCAAACUAUCAUCCGCAAAAUGUCGUGGACUUGCUGUCUUGAAUUUACUGAUCGACAGUCGGCUUCAGAAAAAAUCUGUCGAUUUUGUUCUGGAACAACACAAACUGAAAGAUUUCCUUCCUCCUAGUGAAUGUGUUGCAUUUUUGAAAAAAAUUAAGCUUGAAAAAAACAUGAAAGACCAUGUGAAAAGGUUUGAUAUAAGUCAUCCUGAGAGUAGCACUGACAUUGAGGAAUUGAUGACAGGGUAUGUACGUGACAUACUCAAGGAAAUUCUUGAUUACAGUGUCGAACAGUAUGAUGCUAAUGUCCUGGACAUGAAAACAAGAAAACAAUUUCCUGGAAAAAUUCUUGUAGAUAUUCACCACAGUCCAUCUGGAGUUUUCAUUGAUGGUGUGCCAUUUUCAGAAAUCAAAGAGCUUUGUUCUGCCAGUGUCACCCCAAAUUAUCUGAAUAAUGCUAACACUUGGAACGUCCAUCUGGAUCGCACCAAUGGCAGACCGGAGGUACUAGAGUUUGAGAGUUCCGAGUUAGCGGAGUCCUUUGUGUCAUGCUUGGAUGGAUACUACCGCCUUAUUCAUGACUUUUACUUAAGUUUGUGCUGUAAAAUGGAACCACUGUCUAUACUGUCACUCAGAAAAAUCAAAUCACAUGGACCAAUUGAGACAUCCUGUGCAAUUGCCAAGUUGGAUUCCAGGAUGGGUGACUCGGAAUCUUACUAUCUCUGUAAACAGGAUAUCAAUAACUCUGACCAGUUUGUCCUUGUUUACCCAUCAAACGGUCAGAUUUUGACUGAGCUUGUACAACAACAGAAUGGUGUCUUCUGCCUGGUGCGAGACAAAGAGAAAUCAUGCCAAGAUCCUGGCCAAUUAGUACCCUACCUUCUGAAGACGGAGCACAACGACAUCUUGUCAAACAAUAUUAUGCGACUGAAGCCCAAUGUUGAAGCCUGUGGUGUCUUAAAAAGAUUAUUUAUUGAAGAGAAUGAAAUCAUUCCAGAGGAGGACAAGCAACAGAAAGAUCAAAGUGUGUUGUCAAGACAACCAGUCAUCAUCCCAGAAUCACAUCUAAAAAUUAGUAAACUUGUCGGCAUCAGUAAAUUCACACAGGUGUAUGAAGGUACUUACAAAGACAACCAGACUGUAGCAAUCAAGUUUCUCAGGACAAAAACUUCACCUAACCAGUUGUAUUCCUGCCUGGAGCCAUUCCUCUAUGCCUUGCGACAGCACAUGAAAUUUCGUGAAGUACAGGAGCCUGGAUAUUUUGCUGGAAUUUUAGGAGUCUGUAUGUCUAUGCCCAUUAAAAUUGUCAUGGACUACGCCAGGGAGGGAUCCUUGUCCCAUUUCUUUUCAUGUCGCCGCACAGAUCAACCAAUCUAUCUCCGCCAUUUGGUUUAUGCUGCCACGCAAGUUGCGCAAGGACUCUUUCACCUGGAGGAAAUAGGUCUUCACCAUGGUAACAUAAACUGCCAGAACAUCCUGGUGUUCCGUUACGACAUGAGUGAAAUCGUUGUGAAGAUUGGAGAUCCUGGUAUGAUACAGGUGUAUGAAGAUCCCUCAAUGGUGAACAACGAAAAGGUCAACAAAAGAAGGCUUCCAUGGAUUGCACCUGAACUAUUCAACAGAAAACAAAACCGUGCUAACAUGAAAUCAGACAUUUUCGCCUUUGGAACAACAAUUUGGGAAAUGUUUGCUCUUGGAGAGAACCCGGUUGAUAAGCCACCAUCAUCAUCAAUGUCCUUUGAACGGCAAAAGGACUUUUACCAAUCAGAGGCUUCGAAGGAGUUACCUGUUACUGAGGGGCUGAGGGUACUGGGCACAGACUUCCCGCAUAUUUCAAAAUGCAAGUCUGCCAUGCUUGAUAUGAUAGAGAGAUGUCGAGUUUUCUCCUCUGAAGACCGCCCCACUGCUAAGGAACUUGUACGUGAUCUCAACACUUUGACUUCCUCCUAUGGUAAUCAAUACCACGACUAUGAUAAAAUUCUGGAUGAUUACCCAAUAUGGUCCGAAGCAGAAAGUUCUCAGAUGUCACACCAUGCUGAUAACGAUGAAGAUGUUCCGGAUAUUUUGACAAGUUUCCCUAUACCCGAAUUGGAUGAAGUCGCAUCCAGCACCCCUGGUCAACAGUUUGAAUCCUUAAAUGAGAGAUCUGUGAUUCCCCUGCCAGACUUGCCACAGCCAUCAGUUGCUUCUCCUGAGGCAGGUCAUCAGCAUGGCCCCCUACCAAACAGAGCAAGUCAUCAGCAUGGCCCCCUACCAAACAGAGCAGGUCGUCAGCUUGGCCCUCCUCCAAAAAGACCUCUACCACAACCUGAAUGUCAAUCCAUGAUCCGAAGCCAUCAAUUACAAAUCUACCCUGAAAGUAUUGGAGAGGGACACUAUGGAAAGGUUAAAAAAGGCACUUUGACGUGGUUUGGUGAAAAAAUUGUCAUAGCAGCCAAGUGUUUGAAGAGCAAAGAAUACACAUCUGUUCUACAGAGUCCAGAAUUCAGACGUGAAGCUGAGAUGAUGAAAGAACUUCAGCAUCCUAACAUUGUGCGCUUCUAUGGUAUUUCCAAUGAUAGUAGAGGGAACAAAAAUGUCUCUUUGCAGGGAAUGCGAUACAUGUCCGACAAAAGAAUCAUUCACUCAGAUCUUGCUGGGAGAAACAUUUUAAUGACAGAAGACCUACAUGCAAAGAUUUCUGACUUUGGUCUUGCUAGAAACUUAAGAAGUGACAAGGAUUACUAUCGUCGAUCUAAGGAAAAGGAACUGCCAGCAUCAUGGUGUUCCCCAGAGGGUCUGACAACUUUAAAAUUCACGACACUUGGUGAUGUAUGGAGUUAUGGUGUUGUUUUGUGGGAAGCGUUUACACAUGGAAAGCAACCACAGUACGGAGAAGACUUGACAACUCUUGGUCAGCGACUUAACGAUGGUGAGCGACUUGAGAGACCGAACUGUGGAGAGAGAUGUUCAGAUAGAGUCUGGGAUCUUAUGAAGUGGUGCUGGAAGCACACCCCAGCUGAGCGUCCAUCAUUUAAGGAGAUUGUGGAUGAAUGCAGUGAAAUUUUGUACGAUUUAAGACCACAAGUUAAAGCUAGUGUGACAAAACCAGACACCGGGUUUCCAGAAGAAACUGGGAUUUUGAAAUCCUCAUUCUCACCACCAACUCCUGUAAACGGAACUACCCCUGUAGUCACAAUACCAGCAGUCACAACAGAUCCUGUCGUCAAUGAGAUCCAAACAAGUUUGUCAUCAAAAAAUACCGAAGAAAACAAAACUACUGCUAUCUGUGCCAGUGCUGUCAAACUAAUAACUUCACCAAAGUCUGCCAGUGACACACCGAGGAAACCCAGAGAUGAUUUAAACUUUUUAAUCUCCAAGAAGGACCUAGUGUUCAACAAAGAGGAGAUGCUGGGACGAGGUGAGUUCGGCUUUGUGUACAAGGGAUCAUAUAAACAGAAAGAGGUCGCUAUCAAGGUCAUAGAAGAAAGCCACCUCAAUUACAACGAAGAGCAGUUUUGGGAGGAGAUUGAUGUUUUUGGAAGAGCCUGUCAUCCAAACAUUGUCACAUUUCAUGGAUUUGUUAGAGAUGCCUACAUGCUUGUAAUGGAGUUUGUUCCAAUGGGAUCCCUAUCCAAUUAUCUGACUCUGUGUAGUUCCGGCAGAAAGACCAUCUCCCUUCGUCAGAGUCUUGGGAUUAUGUAUGACAUUGCCUCGGGAAUGAAGUAUCUAGUUGAGCAGAGUAUAAUACACUGUGAUUUGGCCGCCCGGAACAUCCUUCUCAUGAACAACAUGAUGGCGAAAAUCUCUGAUUUUGGUCUGUCCAAGGCUUUAGAAAAGGAUUACUAUCGCCGUAGUAAUAACAAGAGGAUGCCGUGUUGGUGGUGUGCUCCUGAAGUCCUUUAUUAUCAACGGCUCACUCACAAGAGUGACGUGUGGAGCUAUGGUAUUGUAGCAUGGGAAAUCUUCACAUUGGGAGAAACUCCAAACAUCUGUGAGGUUGGAGGCAGCAAUAUCAAGGAUCUCAUAGAUAUUGGACUUGAACAUAUGAGAAAAGGAUUCCGCCUCAAGAAAGAAAAGACAAAAAAUUGCCCGGAUGAUGUUUUUGAACUGAUGAUGAAAUGUUGGGAAUGGAAUGAUAAAGAUCGACCCGACUUCUCUUCCAUUCACAAACAGUGUUUGUCACUUCUGGACAAGUAUGGAAAAACUAUUCAGCAAUGA
Ylistrum balloti is the source of this 4722-nucleotide messenger RNA. RefSeq lists its product as uncharacterized. Gene Ontology annotation, molecular function: non-membrane spanning protein tyrosine kinase activity; cytokine receptor binding; ATP binding. The coding region runs from base 1 to 4722 and encodes 1573 amino acids. The record is from RefSeq and is a predicted model, not a curated record. Gene Ontology annotation, biological process: intracellular signal transduction; peptidyl-tyrosine phosphorylation; cytokine-mediated signaling pathway. Lineage: Eukaryota; Metazoa; Mollusca; Bivalvia; Pectinida; Pectinidae. The transcript has 21 exons. Gene Ontology annotation, cellular component: cytoskeleton; cytosol.